AUGUCCACCCCCACUAGUGAGAAGACCCUCUUCCUGGGCAGCUUUGUACACAGCAAAACUCUAGGGAACUUGGAAUUUCUCCAUGAUUCGGCUGUGUGUGUUGACGAGAAGGGUUUGAUCGUUGCUAUUGAGAGGGAUUGUGACGAAAAGAAGGUCCAGGAGAUCGUCCUCCCCAGGCUCGGCUGGACCGCUGGUGAGAUUUCUGUGUGGACUUCUCAACAAGGACAAUUCUUCUUCCCAGGCUUCGUUGACACCCAUAUCCACGCCUCCCAAUACCCCAACGCCGGGAUCUUUGGCAAGAGCACCCUCCUCGACUGGCUGAACACCUACACGUUCCCAAUGGAAAGCAGCUUGUCAGAAGCCUCAAAGGCAAAGAAAGUCUACAGCCGAGUCAUUGAACGCACGCUCUCUCACGGAACCACCACCGCUUCAUACUACGCCACCAUCUCCGUGCCAUCCACCAACCUGCUCGCGGAUCUCUGCCUCGAAAAAGGUCAACGGGCAUUCAUCGGCCGCUGUUGUAUGGAUUGCCUUGCACCAGACUACUAUCGCGAUGAGUCUGCUGCUUCAUCGCUUGCGGAUACUAGAGCAACGAUUACACAUAUUGCUGGUAUUGACCCUACUAAUGCUCUCAUCACACCUAUCAUAACGCCGCGCUUUGCUCCUAGCUGCUCGCGCGAGUUGAUGCACGGUCUAGGUGCGCUGCAGAAAGAGACGAAUCUGCCCGUGCAAACUCACAUCUCGGAGAACAAUAACGAGUGUGAUCUGGUCAAAUCCUUGUUCCCGGAAUUCGAUUCGUAUACCGAGGUAUACGAUGGUCAUAACUUGCUUGGUCCUAAAACCAUCCUUGCUCAUGCGAUUCACCUCUCCGAAGAUGAGCUUGAUCUCAUCAAGAAGAGGGAGGGAAAAAUCAGUCAUUGCCCGGUCAGCAACUCGUCAAUUACCUCAGGCACAGCGAGGGUAAGAUGGAUGUUGAAUAAAGGUGUCGAUGUGGGACUUGGCACGGAUAUGAGCGGUGGCUAUAGUCCCAGUGUCCUCGAAGCUGUGAGACAGGCUGCGCUGGUUAGCAACCACGUUGCAAUGGGAGGCGAAGACAUGGCGAAGUUGAGCGCGGAGGAGGGUUUAUAUCUUGCUACGAAAGGAGGAGCAAAAGUAGUGGGACUGGCCGAUAAGAUUGGAGGAUUUGAGGUGGGAAUGGAGUGGGAUGCACAGCUUAUUGGGAUGGGGGUGGUGGGUGGGGAGGAGAAGGGUGAUAUGGGUCCGGUUGACAUUUUUGGGUGGGAGACUUGGGAUGAGAGAAUUGCGAAGUGGGUGUUCAAUGGGGAUGACCGGAAUACUCUCGCUGUAUGGGUCAAGGGACGACUGGUACAUGAGAGGAAGUUCUAG
This is a messenger RNA of Drepanopeziza brunnea f. sp. 'multigermtubi' MB_m1, 1386 nucleotides long. RefSeq lists its product as uncharacterized. Gene Ontology annotation, biological process: guanine catabolic process. Lineage: Eukaryota; Fungi; Ascomycota; Leotiomycetes; Helotiales; Drepanopezizaceae. Gene Ontology annotation, molecular function: zinc ion binding; guanine deaminase activity. Gene Ontology annotation, cellular component: cytosol. The record is from RefSeq and is a predicted model, not a curated record.